Molecule: messenger RNA, 2420 nt
Organism: Closterium sp. NIES-67
Lineage: Eukaryota; Viridiplantae; Streptophyta; Zygnematophyceae; Desmidiales; Closteriaceae
Source: the annotation of a GenBank genome assembly
UCUUGGUGCUUUUGCUUUCUUGUGAGCCUCGCUCCAGCCCUAACAAGCUAACGUGUUUGGAGCUUCCAUAUCGUUCGGGCCACUCACACCACGUCACGCUGCAUUUCGCUGGUCUUUACCCGUAUCAGAUUCCGUCGUCUCGCCACUUGUCUUUUCUCUCGGCGAACCCAGCAGCCAUGGCGCACGCCGGAGUGAUGCUGACUCGUGCAGUCGUCCCUGCCGUCGUUCCUCGUUUCGACACGACCACCACCACCUCCUCAGCUUCCCGCCAAUGCGACCUUCCUAGAACCUUCUUCGGCCAGCAGCUCACUUUCACAUCAUCCCCUACCGCAUCUCACGCGCAACCGUCGAAGCUUCCUCGAACCUCUCCCUGCGUCCGCAGCAGCGUAAACGGAAACGCUUACGCAAGCGGAAAUGAGCCCGCGGCACGACCCUCCCGUCCGGAGUACAUCCCGAACCGUAUCGACGAUCCUAACUACGUCCGCAUCUUCGACACGACGCUGCGCGACGGCGAGCAGUCCCCCGGCGCGACGCUCACCAGCAAGGAGAAGCUCGACAUCGCGCGCCAGCUGGCGCGCCUCGGCGUCGACAUUAUCGAGGCGGGCUUCCCGAUCGCGUCGCCCGAUGAUCUCGAGGCGGUCCGGACCAUCGCUAAGGAGGUGGGGAAUAAUAUCGACCCGAAGACCGGUUACGUGCCCGUGAUUUGCGGGCUGGCGCGGUGCAACAAGGCGGACAUCGACGCGUCGUGGGAGGCGGUGCGGCACGCGGCGCGGCCGCGGAUCCACACGUUUAUUGCGACGAGCGCGAUCCACAUGGAGUACAAGCUGCGCAAGACGCCCGACGAGGUGGUGGAGAUCGCGCGCAGCAUGGUGGCUUACGCCAAGAGCCUGGGAUGCAACGACAUCGAGUUCAGCCCGGAAGACGCCGGCAGGUCCGACCCCGAGUUCCUGUACCGCAUUCUGGGCGAGGUGAUUAAAGCGGGCGCCACCACGCUCAACAUCCCCGACACGGUCGGAUACACGAUGCCGCCGGAGUUUGGCGAUCUCAUUGCGAAGAUCAAGAAGAACACGGAGGGAGCCGAGAAUGUGAUCAUCUCCACCCACUGCCAGAACGACCUGGGCCUUGCUACUGCCAACACCCUUGCGGGAGCCAAGGCGGGAGCGCGGCAGCUGGAGGUGACGAUCAACGGGAUCGGCGAGCGGGCCGGCAACGCAUCACUGGAGGAGGUGGUGAUGGCGAUCCAAUGCCGUGGCAAGGAGCAGUUUGGAGGGCUGUACACCGGCAUCACGCCCAGACACAUUGCACUCUCCAGCCGCAUGGUAGCGGACUAUACGGGCAUGUCAGUGCAGCCGCACAAGGCCAUUGUGGGCGCCAAUGCCUUCGCACAUGAGAGCGGCAUUCACCAGGACGGCAUGCUCAAGUUCAAGGGCACGUACGAGAUCAUGGCGCCAGAGGACGUGGGCAUCGUGCGCACUGAUGCCGCUGGGCUCGUGCUGGGCAAGCACAGCGGCCGCCACGCGCUGAGGACGCGCCUGCAACAGAUGGGAUACGACUUUGACACUGCAGAGUUGGACGAGGUGUUCAAGCGAUUCAAGACAGUAGCGGACAAGAAGAAGAUCCUCACCGAUGGGGACCUGGAGGCGCUCGUCUCUGACUCCGUGUUCCAGCCCAAGACCAUCUGGCAGCUCACCGACCUGCAGGUGGUUUGCGGCACCAUGGGCCUGCCCACAGCCACGGUGAAGCUGGUGGGGCCAGACGGGGUGGAGCAAAUCCAGGCCGCCAUGGGCACUGGACCGGUCGAUGCUGUGUACAAGGCGAUCAACAACAUUGUUGAUCUGAACGUUGAGCUGACAGAGUACUCCCUGUCAUCGGUUACUGAGGGAAUCGACGCCCUGGCAUGCACGAGGGUUGCCAUUCGCUCCACUGGCGAUGCGCACACCGCCACGCAUUCGCAGCACGGCAGCAUCGAGAGGACCUUCAGUGGCAGCGGUGCUGACGAGGACAUCGUGGUGUCGUCCGCCCGCGCUUACAUAAGUGCCGUGAACAAGAUGCUGGGCUUCGGUGACUCGUCAGCUUCAAUCGCCAAAAGGCAUGAGGUCAAUGUGGCGUGAUUCAAUGUUGCCCAGCAUAAGGGCGCAAGGCGGGUCAGGGCAGGGAUUGACAGGAGGCCCAUGAAGCAUGCCUCGAAACACCUGAAUGUAGCAAGAGCACGGUAGGGAUUGAGGGAGGAUCAGACUUGUACUGGAGCACAGGCAUGCGUGAUAUACCAUUUGAUCCUUUAGUUCGUCAACACGGAGUAAAGGAUCAACUAGAUGUGUGCCCGUUCGCAUAAGUGUUGACUGGAUGUGCUCAUCAAAUCAAUGAGUAGUGCGGUACCGUGUGUCUGCCUUGCCUAAUAAGAAUACAGCGGAACUGGUUGA